Messenger RNA from Exophiala xenobiotica, 1671 nucleotides. RefSeq lists its product as uncharacterized. The record is from RefSeq and is a predicted model, not a curated record. The transcript has 3 exons. Gene Ontology annotation, biological process: protein peptidyl-prolyl isomerization; protein polyubiquitination. Gene Ontology annotation, cellular component: catalytic step 2 spliceosome. The coding region runs from base 1 to 1671 and encodes 556 amino acids. NCBI's taxonomy places the organism in Eukaryota, Fungi, Ascomycota, Eurotiomycetes, Chaetothyriales, Herpotrichiellaceae. Gene Ontology annotation, molecular function: peptidyl-prolyl cis-trans isomerase activity; ubiquitin-ubiquitin ligase activity.
AUGGGGAAAGGAACCGAUAAACUCUAUAUUACACACUCCGAAUGGGCCUCGUCCGAUGCAUACUCAGCUUCAGCAGGCGCGGGCGUCCGCGCUGACACUAGCGGUCAUGCGUACUUCAAGCGACUACCCUUCAACUUCUGCGCCUUGAGCCUCCAGCCCUUUACCACUCCCGUAUGCACAUCCGAAGGCAUCAUCUUCGACCAUGAGAACAUUAUACGGUGGCUUCUAAAACAUGACACCAAUCCUACCGAUGGCAAGCCGCUUAAGCAGCAAGACCUGAUAAAAUUGAACUUUGCGAAGAACGAUGGCGGGGAGUAUGUCGAUCCAGUCACCUACAAGGUCUUCACGGACAACACACACAUCGUCGCCAUUAGACAUGGCGACUCGGCCAAUGCCUUCGCAUAUGAUACGGUGGAAAGGCUGAAUAUCAAGGCGAAAAUGUGGCGCGACUUGGUCUCCGACGAGGAAUUCUCCAGAAAAGACAUCAUCACACUACAGGACCCGCAGAACAUCGAGUCCCGGAACCUCAGCUCGUUCAAGUACCUGAAAGAAGGAGAAGACUCUGGCAUACCCAAGGAAGAAGCAUCCAUCAAUUCAGCCUCAUUAGGUAGUGCUGCGGAUCUGAAGAUUAUGAAAGCCAAGGAAGCCCUGGCUAAAGCCCGAGCCGAGCGUGCAAAUGCCCAAUCACUCGGUGCAAAAGACAAAUUACAAACCUCCAACGUCUCGAGAAAGACCACAACAGUCUCAACGUCCAGACCAACACCAUACAACGCAACAGGUCAUACAACUGGACUGGCAGCGGCAUCGUUGACCUCCACGGGCGUGACGCCGCACACAUCAGCUGCUUUGGCCCUGAUGUCCGACGAAGAAUAUCUGCUGAAGCGCGGCCGCGUCAAAGAGAAAGGCUAUGUCCGUCUCUCUACGACCGUGGGCGAUCUCGGCCUCGAACUUUACCCAGAAUACGCCCCGAAGGCGGUCUGGAACUUCAUUCGUCUAGCUCAAAAGGGGUACUACAACGGGAUAAUCUUCCACCGAAACAUCCGCAACUUUAUGAUACAGACGGGCGACCCGACCGGGACCGGGCGCGGCGGCGCAAGCAUCUGGGGCAAGAACUUCGAGGACGAGAUUGAAGGCCCGCUCAAACACAACACGAGGGGCGUCGUUUCCAUGGCGAACAAAGGCAAGAACACGAAUAGUAGUCAAUUUUUCGUCACCUACCGGGCCACGAGCCACCUGGACAGGAAACAUACCAUUUUCGGACGCGUGGUUGAGGAUGACGGGACGUCAAUGAACGUGCUGAAGAAACUCGAAGACACACCUGUGGAUGCGAACGAUAGACCGAAAGAAGAGAUUAAGAUCCUCGAAGCAGUUGUGCUGAUUGAUCCAUUUGAGGAGUUUUGGAAGAACAAGGCGGAAAAGGAGCAGACUGAGAAAGAUAAAGAGGAGCGAAGGAAAGAUGAUCGGACGACGUGGACCGGGAAACGGAUACGAAAUGAUGGGACGAUCGAGACUGACACUGGUGGUGGCGUGGGAAAGUACCUGAAAGCAGCGACGGCGAAGAACACCCAGCCUAACGAGGAGGAUGAGAUCGUCGAGUUCAUUGAUGAGCCCGAGGAACCGGUACGGAAGAAGAUCAAAGGUGGUGGCUUUGGGAAUUUCGAUAACUGGUGA